Messenger RNA from Gossypium arboreum, 1473 nucleotides. RefSeq names its product zinc finger BED domain-containing protein DAYSLEEPER-like. The record is from RefSeq and is a predicted model, not a curated record. NCBI's taxonomy places the organism in Eukaryota, Viridiplantae, Streptophyta, Magnoliopsida, Malvales, Malvaceae. Gene Ontology annotation, molecular function: protein dimerization activity; DNA binding. The coding region runs from base 1 to 1473 and encodes 490 amino acids. The transcript has 4 exons.
AUGAGUAUUGUUAGUCCUAAUUUUAAGAAUAUAAGUAGAUAUACAGCUGCUAGGGAUGUCCUAAUGUAUUAUGCAAAAGAGAGAGAUCAUGUUAAAGAAGAGUUGGCUAGAGCGCCUGGUUUAAUUUGUCUAACCUCUGAUAAUUGGAACUCGGAGCAUACUAAUGAUGAAUAUAUUUGCAUUACUGCUCAUUGGGUUGACGAAAAUUGGAAGCUACAAAAGAGAAUCAUAAGGUUUAGAGCUUUAUUUCCUCCGUAUGAUGGUUUGAACAUAGCGGAUGAACUUGUUUUAUGUUUAUCUCAAUGGGUUAAAGCUGGUUUGGAACUUGCUGAUGAUGUUGUUGCUAAGAUUCGAAAUGGAAUUAAGUACAUAAAAAAGUCGGGAACUUGUAGGAAAAGAUUUUAUGAUGUGGCCGACAAAAGUUUUCAUUUGAAUGUGACCAAAAAGUUGCGUCAAGAUGUCUGUGUGAGAUGGAAUUCUACUUAUUUGAUGCUUGAAUCUUCUCUUUACUAUAAAGAUGUGCUAGAUUAUUGGGGCCAACGGGAUAAAGAUUAUCAAUUAUUUGCACUUUCUAACGAGGAGUGGGGAAAUGUUGCUAUUCUUUGCAAAUUUUUGAAAGUCUUUUAUGAUGUGACUUGUGUUUUUUCUGGUUCUAAUUAUCCAACGGCUAAUCUUUAUUUUAGAGGUGUUUGGAAGGUUCACAAGGUCUUGCUUGAUACAGUUAAAGGUCCUUAUUCAUUUUUAACUCCAAUGGUUAAGCAAAUGCAAGAGAAAUUUAAUAAAUAUUGGGCUGAGUAUUCAUUGAUAUUGUCAUGUGCGGCAAUUUUAGAUCCUCGUUACAAGUUGAAUUAUGUGCAGUAUUGCUUUACUACAAUAUAUGGUAUUCAUGCUUCAGAUUUUGUUGAAACCAUUCUUAGCAAUCUUAGACUCUUGUUUGACGAGUAUGUUAAGAAAUCCAAAUCCACAUCUUCCUCUUUGGCUGGGAGUUCUAAUGUUUCGGAUAAAAAUCCUGUUGAUUCUAGUUUGGGUGAACACAAUGUUAAUAAUGUUGAUUUUGGAGGAGAUUUUGAUGAGAGUGAUGAUUAUAAACGAUAUUUAAAUGAAUCUAGCACUAGGAGUGAAAAGUCACAGUUGGACAUUUAUUUGGAAGAACCGGAGCUUGAGUUGAAUAGUCAAAUAGAUGUUUUGGAUUAUUGGAGUAAAAGUUCAGUUCGGUAUAAUGAGCUUUCAUUAUUGGCUCGUGAUCUUUUGGCAAUUCCAAUAUCAACUGUAGCUUCCGAAUCGGCUUUUAGUAUGGAAAUUGGUUGCAAGAACGAUGAGGAUGAUGAGGACGACGAGGACGAUGAGGACGAUGUUUUUGGUGUUGUUGGUGAUGCUGUUUUUUGUGCUGUUUUGUUGCUGUUUGGGUGCUGUUUUGGUGCUGUUUUGAUGGUAUUUUUUUGCUGUUUUGAUGGUAUUUUGGUGUUGUUUUGA